GGCCCUCUCUCCGCUCCGAGAGAGGACCGAUAAAGCCCCACCGCCAUCCCCGCUGUUUCAGCUUUUCGGCUUGGAGGAAAAAGGCUGGAGCGUGCACCUUUCAAUAGCUGAGCGUGCAGGAGAGAAGAGAUUCUCCCAGGCAGCCAGCCUCGGCCUUUGAGAUGGAGUUUGGCCCUCCGGACCUGUAUGACACCCCUGCCUCCAGGGUGGAUGCCUUUGUGGGGCAGAACCUUCAGCCCCAGGGAGACUGGAAGGAGGAGAUGCAAGAUGCCUGCCAGAGAACUGAACGGUUCCUGAGGGAUCAAUGCUUCCGAGAUGCGCUGAUUCUGGACCAAGAAGUCAGGGUGCUGAAGGUGGUGAGGGGCGGCUCUUCCGGGAAGGGGACUACGUUGAAGCACAGCUCCGAUGUGGACCUGGUCAUAUUCUUGAGCUGCUUCUCCAGCUUCCGAGAGCAGGCCCAGCACCGAGAACUCGUCAUCAACUUCAUCCAGGAGAAGCUGGACCACUGUAGUAGGAGUCUGGCUUACAACAUAUCCUUGGUCCAGCACAGAGUGAGGGCUAGGUCACCUCGCUCCCUGUCCUUCGAAGUGCAGUCCAAGAAGAGCAGCGAUGUCAUCCGGGUGGAUGUGCUCCCAGCGUUCAAUGCUCUGGGAACCUUCUUCCCAGAUAUGAAGCCGCCACCGGAAAUCUAUGAAGACCUGAUCACUGCCGCCGGCCACCCUGGGGAGUUCUCGUCCUGCUUCAUGGAGCUGCAGAGGUGCUUUGUGAAGAGUUGCCCGACCAAGGUGAAGAGCCUCUUGCGGCUGGUGAAGCACUGGUACCUGACGUACUUGAAACCCAAAUAUCGAAGAGUACCCUUGCCGUCCAAAUACGCGCUGGAGCUGUUGACCAUCUACGCCUGGGAAAUGGGUACCGACAGGAAGGAGCACUUUGAGAUGGACGAAGGCUUUGCCGCUGUGCUGGAGCUCCUCAGGGACCACGAAAGCAUCUGCAUAUACUGGACCAAGUACUACGAUUUCCAAAACGAGGUGGUCAGAGACUGCAUCAAGCAGAAGUUGAAGGAAUCCAGACCCAUCAUCCUGGACCCAGCUGACCCCACCAAUAACCUGGGGAAGGGGAAGAGGUGGGACUUGGUAGCUGCAGAAGCUGCGUUUUGCCUGCAACAGCCCUGCUGCCGGAUUGAAGAUGAGGGUUGGCACGUACAGAGCGCAAGAGACGUCCAAGUGACCUUGAGGAUGACGGGCGAGGAUGAUCACACACUCUUAGUGAACCCCUACAGCCCCAUUUGGAAAAUGAAGAAAGAGAUCAAGGAUAGGAUUUUCCUGUCUGGAAACUUGCGCCUCUCCUUCCAGGAGCCAGGUGGGGACCGAAAACCACUCAGCAAUAGGCAGAGCCUUUCGGAUUAUGGUAUCUUCUCUAAAGUGCGCAUCCGGGUGCUGGAAAUCUUCCCCCCCGAGAUUCAGGUCUUUGUGAAGGAAACGAAUGGCCAGAACAAGCCUUAUGCCGUCAACCCUGAUGACUUGAUCGUGGAUUUGAAAGACAAGAUUGAGGCAGCAGGAGGGCCUGAUGCAGAAGAUCAGAUACUAAAGUUCCAGAAUCGGAAACUGAAGAACCAUCGCACCUUUAGAGAUCUGGACAUUGAAGACUGUGACACCAUCGUGCUCAUCAGGAAAGGGUGACAGUUCCUGCAAGGCCCUAGGAGUGGCCCAUGAUCUACACACUUGAUGCUCCUGUCACCCCAGUGUAUAACUAAGUCCCUAGCACACAAAUCGUUCACCCUUGAGGCCUUUGCCCAGCAAUGGCCUCUUCCCUGGCCAGGGGAAGACAUCCUUUUUAAGACUCACCUCAAGCAGGUAUCCACUAACAACACGUGACCCCAAAGCAACCCUUGUGUCGCUAGGCCUUCCAUCAAGACUGCCACCGUUCUUUUUCCUUAUCCCCCAUCACACCAGACUCUCAGUCUUGUUUCUUAUCUCCCUUCUGCUCUGGGAGUUCCUUGGGGUGGUGGGAAACACUACUUUCCCUUGCUAAUACCAGCCGCAUAGCAGUCACGCAAUGAAUAGUCAGUGAAUGAGCAGUAAUAUUUGCAUUUACCGUGGGCUCCUCCUACUCCAUGUGUUGCAUAUAUCAUUAUCGUCUUUAAUCUGUACAGCUAACCUAAAGAGUGGGUAUUAGUAUGAAGCCCAUUUUAUGAAUAAAGACUGUGACGUUAAAAGCCUGGUAAAAUGUGAGAGGUUAAAAGUCCGGUUAAAAAAAUAAAAAUGUGGGGAGGGGCGGGGCGAAAUGAGCUGAUACCAAAGGCUCAAG
Messenger RNA from Echinops telfairi (small Madagascar hedgehog), 2307 nucleotides. Its product is annotated as 2'-5'-oligoadenylate synthase-like protein 2. Gene Ontology annotation, biological process: negative regulation of viral genome replication; defense response to virus; regulation of ribonuclease activity. The record is from RefSeq and is a predicted model, not a curated record. NCBI's taxonomy places the organism in Eukaryota, Metazoa, Chordata, Mammalia, Afrosoricida, Tenrecidae. The transcript is spliced from 6 exons. Gene Ontology annotation, cellular component: nucleoplasm; membrane; cytosol. Gene Ontology annotation, molecular function: protein binding; double-stranded RNA binding; 2'-5'-oligoadenylate synthetase activity. The coding region runs from base 162 to 1679 and encodes 505 amino acids.